UUCUUUCAAUUGGAAAAAACAAUUUUUUGUUUGUAUGAAAAUUAAGCUAAAGAAUUUUCCUUUUUUUUACUAAUAAAUAUUGCAAUUAAUUAAUUUAAGUAACGAAAAUGUGAUAAAUUGGUACAGUUGAACAUAAAUAUCAUUAAACGGAUAUGGCAAACAAUUGUGUAAAGUAAUUAAAAAACUUGUUGAAAUGUUUUAAAGAAAAAAAGUCAUAAAACUUCUACUACAAGACCGCACCCCCGUUACAGUGAAUUACCCUCUUCUUUGUCCAUAAGCAAAAAGUAUACAACAAAACCUGAAACAGUUACGGCCGCAAACAACCAGCCAGCCAUUCAUACAAUAUGUGGCGUGUAAAGUAAAUUUACCUGUGGUUUUACACAGAUACCGCUUGUAUGUGCAAUUGUGUGCGUUUGUUUCUUUAAGUGUGUAGCGGUGUGCGUGAAAGAAUUUUCCUCAUUUACAUAGACUGUUUGUUUUUCGUCUACUUUUACAACAAUUGCAAGUGUGGAAAAUUGAAGAAAGAAAAAAAAAAACAUCAACAAAAACAGAAAAGAAAACUGUAACAGGUGCCAAAGUAGGCGUGUUUGGCAGAAACCAAAAAAUAGUACUAACGCCCAUUUGUGAAGAAACUUUAAGCCAUGGAAAAUGAAUCGGUUAAAUCAGAACAAAGCGGACGUUCUCGCCGCUCAAGAAACCAUAAUAAUAAUGGUGGAGGAGGAGGUGGUGGAGGUUCCAUAAAUAAUGGCUAUCACCGGGACCGUACUCGACACUCACAUCGUAGUAACUCCCAUUCGAAAUCCAAAAAUAGUCGUAACAAUGAGAUGAAUCCCUACCAAACAACAGUCAAUAUGACGGGUGAUGAAGGACGCGAGGGCCAAGAGAUUAUAGAGGUACAGAUUUUACCACAAGACGAUAAUUGGGGUGAAAACACCACUGCGGUUACCGGUAACACUUCAGAACAAAGCAUUUCCAUGGAGGACAUCAACAAUGCCUGGCAUCGUGAAAUGGCCGAAACUGGUAUAGGUUUCAAGUGUCGGCGUUAUCUGGAAUCUAUAUUUUCAUUUUUACUUGGUUUCGGUGCUUUUUUCUCUCCCGUAGCCAUGGUGGUAAUGCCACAUAUGGGAUUUUUUCCCUCAGCCUUUGAUCAUCCCGAAUUGACACAAACAGUAAGAACUCAAUUGUUGGCAUGUGGUAGUGAGUGUAAAGGCUUAUUGGUCUCGAUGGCCGUUCGUCUGCUUUUAUUGGCCAUUGGUCUGUGGGCCUUGUUUAUGCGUCAUACGGCUGCAACAAUGCCUAGAAUAUUUUUAUAUCGUGCUGUGGUUUUACUACUGGUCACAUUAUCAACAUUUGCAUAUUGGCUGUUUUAUAUAGUGCAGGUCACGAAUGGAGCAAAAAUUGUCGUUGAGACUGGAGGUGAAGCAGUCGACUACAAAUCUUUAGUGGCCUAUGCAACAAAUCUAGUUGACACUCUACUCUUCAUACACUACAUAGCUGUUGUUUUGCUCGAAUUGCGACACAAUCAGCCUAUGUAUUAUGUAAAAAUUAUACGCUCACCCGAUGGUAUAUCACGUUCAUAUACCUUGGGCCAACUGAGCAUACAAAGAGCAGCAGUUUGGGUACUACAGCGUUAUUAUGUUGAUUUUCCCAUUUACAAUCCCUAUUUGGAACGAAUACCCAUAUCAAAAUCACAAAGAAAUAAGAUAACAACUAGUUUUAAAUAUUACGAAGUUGAUGGGGUUAAUAACUCACAACAACAGAGCCAAAGUCGAGCAGUACUGGCAGCAAAUGCCAGACGUCGUGAUUCUUCACACAAUGAACGCUUCUAUGAGGAGCACGAAUACGAGCGCAGAGUAAAGAAGCGCCGAGCACGUUUGAUAACAGCGGCUGAAGAAGCAUUUACGCACAUCAAACGUAUACAUAAUGAACCAGCGCCAGCAGUGCCACUAGAUCCAAAUGAAGCAGCUCAGGCAGUCUUUCCCUCAAUGGCUCGAGCCUUACAGAAGUACUUACGAGUGACCAGACAACAACCCAGACAUACUUUCGAAAGUAUACUCAAACAUUUGGCGCACUGUCUCAAACAUGAUUUGUCGCCGCGAGCAUUUUUAGAGCCAUACCUUACGGAAUCGCCAGUUUUACAAAGUGAAAAAGAACGCAGAUGGGUGCAGUCUUGGUCACUUAUAUGCGAUGAACUAGUUUCACGACCAAUUGCUGGUGACAUAACAUUCCAGCUUAUACAAAAUGAUGUAUCAUUAAUGGUCUCAAUACACAAACUGCCGCACUUCAAUAUAGCCGAGGAGGUGGUUGAUCCCAAAAGUAAUAAAUUUGUAUUGAAACUGAACUCGGAGACAUCUGUAUGACAACAGCAAUCGCAGACACCAACCAUAACACCAACGCACAGUAAUGUUACACAAUCUUCAUAUUUGCAUGUUUUCGUAUAGGAUUCCUGAAACUAACUAGUGAGUAUCCCUGAACGAAAUAUUGUCAAAUAUUUGAGAUCAGUGUUACUUUAUGGUAUUUGUAUAUUUUUCUUUUAAGUUAUUAUACACAAAAUAAGAAAAUUAUGCUCAAAUCGUAAAACUCAACAGAAACCAAACCCAGUGUACUUAAAUUAACUCAUAAAUCCUUUUAAACAUAAUCAUUUUUCUUAAAAUAAAACCCUAGCAUACAAUAAUACUCAUUUAAUUCCUUAUAAAACUACAUAUCAACAAAUAUGACGUAGAAAAUUAAUACAUAAUUUCUCUUAAGU
Calliphora vicina (urban bluebottle blowfly) is the source of this 2749-nucleotide messenger RNA. RefSeq names its product Strabismus domain-containing protein Vang (gene Vang). Gene Ontology annotation, biological process: establishment of planar polarity; multicellular organism development; Wnt signaling pathway, planar cell polarity pathway. The record is from RefSeq and is a predicted model, not a curated record. Gene Ontology annotation, cellular component: plasma membrane. The transcript is spliced from 2 exons. NCBI's taxonomy places the organism in Eukaryota, Metazoa, Arthropoda, Insecta, Diptera, Calliphoridae. Bases 642 to 2360 code for a protein of 572 amino acids.